CGGGACUUAGUUGCCUGGGAACGGCCAGGGGGGCCUGCGGCGGGCUGCACGCAGCUGCGAGGUGCUUGCUGGGGCGGCGCGGGGGUCUGCGGGAACGCGACUCAGGCCCAGCAGUUCUCAGCGGAGCCGCCGGCGCCAUUGCCUCCUCGCUCGGUGAGCGCCGCUCCGCUCCGUUCGCCCAGCCGGGCCUCCGCCGGCCGCCGGCACCAUGGGCCAGUGCGGCAUCACCUCCUCCAAGACCGUGCUGGUCUUCCUCAACCUCAUCUUCUGGGGGGCGGCUGGCAUCCUCUGCUACGUGGGAGCCUAUGUCUUCAUCACUUAUGACGACUAUGACCACUUCUUUGAGGAUGUGUACACGCUCUUCCCUGCUGUGGUGAUCAUAGCUGUAGGAGCUUUGCUUUUCAUCAUUGGCCUGAUUGGCUGCUGUGCUACAAUCCGGGAGAGCCGCUGUGGACUUGCCACAUUUGUCUUCAUCCUGCUCUUGGUUUUUGUCACAGAAGUAGUUGUUGUGGUUUUGGGAUACGUGUACAGAGCAAAGGUGGAGAAUGAAGUUGAUCGCAGCAUUCAGAAAGUGUAUAAGACCUACAAUGGGACCAACUCCGAUGCUGCCAGCCGUGCUAUUGACUAUGUGCAGAGACAGUUGCACUGUUGUGGAAUUCAUAACUAUUCAGACUGGGAAAAUACAGAUUGGUUCAAAGAAACAAAAAACCAGAGUGUUCCUCUUAGCUGCUGCAGAGAGACUGCCAAAAGCUGUAAUGGCAGCCUGGCCAACCCUUCCGACCUCUAUGCUGAGGGCUGCGAGGCUCUUGUCGUGAAGAAGCUACAAGAAAUCCUGAUGCAUGUUAUCUGGGCAGCGCUGGCCUUUGCAGCUAUUCAGCUGCUGGGCAUGCUGUGCGCAUGCAUCGUAUUGUGCAGACGGAGUAGAGAUCCUGCUUAUGAGCUCCUCAUCACCGGUGGAACCUAUGCAUAGCAGACAGCACAAGCCCGAGCUAAUUUGUAGUAUCCUUGUUCUGAUUUGGAAGGUGAAUUGAGCAGGACUGCAGCAGUUGGCUCCUGAGUUCAUCUGGUCAAAGCACACGUACACUGGUGUUGGAUAGCAGGUUGGCAUUUCCUGUACCCACCUUCUUACCUGCCCAUCUAUGGCUUUCUUACCCUUGUUCUAGAUGAUUCUCCAUGCCCUUAAUCUCAGAACCAUUUACAAGUUCUGUAAUGUGACAGAGCUAAAGGAGGGUGUGGUCUGCUUCUGUCACCUCUGAAGAGUGAUGGGACUGUGUUGUGGUAUCACUGGAGCCUUUCCAUCUUUAUAACGAGAACUCUUGGCCAAAGGUUUGGGGGUAAGAGGGAGGACGCCAGCUGUCUGGUGCCACUCACCAGUGUCCUUUUAAAGAAUAUAUACUGUAGUACAAUAACAUAGCAAUUGUACAAAAUGGCUAACAUAGAUUUUAGAAUCAAACAGUAUGUGUCUUUGUUCAUCUUCAAAAUCAGAGACUGAUCUUUGAAAUUAGUAGUUUUUAAUCAAAGCUGGCUUUAUAGGAAGACUAUAAUGUAUGCACUACUGUUUUAAAGCAGUUAGUGUGAGUGUGUGCGUUUCUGUGUGAUUGAACCCAUUCAUCAUAAGUCUUACACUCGUUAGAGAUAAUGUACCCAUGGAGACUAGCAAAAUAGUAUGUAGAUGUGAUCUCAAUUGUAAAUAGAAAAAUUUAAUUCAAUAAACUCUGUAUCAGCCCUCUC
This is a messenger RNA of Mastomys coucha (southern multimammate mouse), 1731 nucleotides long. It is a transcript of the gene Tspan3, whose product is annotated as tetraspanin 3. The coding region runs from base 209 to 970 and encodes 253 amino acids. Lineage: Eukaryota; Metazoa; Chordata; Mammalia; Rodentia; Muridae. Gene Ontology annotation, cellular component: membrane. The record is from RefSeq and is a predicted model, not a curated record. Gene Ontology annotation, biological process: protein maturation; protein localization to plasma membrane; regulation of vascular endothelial growth factor signaling pathway. The transcript has 7 exons.